Molecule: messenger RNA, 2106 nt
Organism: Cuscuta europaea
Lineage: Eukaryota; Viridiplantae; Streptophyta; Magnoliopsida; Solanales; Convolvulaceae
Source: the annotation of a GenBank genome assembly
GACGGGGCUUAUUUAGGACGAACGGCGCCGUUUCGGACUCAGUCCAGUGUCUCAGUCUACUCUGCUCUGCAGUUUCGGUUGGGUCUCACACUGACACACUCCAUAGCCGAUUUACUCUGAUCUUCAGCGUACAGUGGCUCACUGAGUCAACUCGUUAUUCCCAAAUGGUUCCGUGCAGACUCCUUCUCCUCACUCUCGCCUCGCUUCUUCUUUUCUCCCGCUUAAACUCUCCCUCUCUUGCCAAGACCACCGCCGACGAUGAUGAUGAAGAAGACCUCAGCUUUCUCGAAUCUGACGACGAAUCUUACGGCUCCUCGGAAGUCGCUCCCCAGUUGGAUUCAGAGUUUGGCAGCGACGACGAAUUCGAGGAUGACGAUGACGACCAUUUCGACAGCUACGACGACUUUGACGUUCCGCAGGGGUUUGGUGACGGAGAGGAGGAGGAGGACGGGCCGAAGGUAGACGAAAAGGACGUAUUUGUUUUGACGGAUAGAAACUUCAGCGAUUUCGUGGAGAUUAACAAGUAUGUGAUGGUGGAGUUUUACGCGCCGUGGUGCAAGCAUUGCCAGAAUCUUGCCCCUGAAUACGCCGCCGCCGCGACUGAGCUUAAUCCAGAGAAUGUGACGCUUGUUAAGGUCGAUGCCACCAAGGAGAAUGAGCUCGCCGAGAACUAUGAGGUCCAGGGUUUCCCUUCUGUUUUCUUCUUUGUUGACGGUGAGCAUAAACCCUACAAUGGCCCAAGAACCAAAGAUGCAAUUGUGACUUGGAUCAAGAAGAGGAUUGGGCCUGGAGUAUACAAUAUAACCUCAACUGAGGAUGCAGAAAGGAUAUUAACUACUGAAAGCAAAUUUGUUUUGGGAUUCUUUGAUUCUUUGGUGGGUCCUACAAGUGAGGAGUUUGCUGCUGCCUCAAAACUAGAAGAUGACAUUAACUUCUUCCAGACAGAUGACCCUAAUGUUGCCAAAUUUUUCCACAUAGAACCUACUGUGGAACGCCCCACUUUGGUCAUGCUUAAGAAGGAAGAAGAAAAGGUUGCCCAUUAUGAGGGUGUCUUCACGAAGUUUGCUAUAGGUGCAUUUGUUUCUGCAAACAAGCUUCCUUUGGUGAUAACAUUCACUAGAGAGAGUGCACCUUUACUCUUUGAAAGUCCAAUCAAGAAACAGGUGAUGCUAUUUACCACUGCAAAUGAUACUGCAACGUUCUUGCCGAUCUUCCAAAAUGCUGCAAAGUUCUUCAAGGGAAAGCUUCUAUUUGUAUAUAUCAAAAUGGACGACGAAGAGGUUGGAAGGCCAGUGGCAGAUUAUUUUGGAGUUGAUGGGGAUGCUUCAAAGGUACUUGGAUACUCAGGAAACGAUGAUGCUAAGAAAUAUAUCUUUGACAGAGAGAUUACACUCGAGAACAUUAAGGAAUUUGCUGCUGAUUUUGUGGAAGACAAACUGAAACCGUUCUACAAAUCAGAUCCUAUUCCUGAGAUUAACGAAGAUGAUGUAAAAAUAGUUGUGGGAAAUAAUUUUGAAGAAAUAGUUUUGGACAAUUCAAAAGAUGUUCUCCUUGAGAUAUACGCACCAUGGUGUGGACAUUGCCAAGCUCUAGAACCAACAUACAACAAGCUUGCCAAGCAUUUACGUUCCAUUGAGUCUCUUGUCAUUGCUAAAAUGGAUGGAACUACAAAUGAACAUCCUAAAGCCAAGGCUGGAGGAUUUCCCACCCUUCUUUUCUUCCCGGCUGGAAACAAGUCUUCUGAUCCAAUUACUGUCGACUCUGAUAGGACGGUGGUGGCAUUGUACAAGUUCAUCAAGAAACACGCAGCUGUCCCCUUCAAGCUCGAGAAGCCAUCAACUGCUGACACGUCUGAGAAGGCCGAAGACGAUAAACACCGGGAUAGUAAUUUAAAGGAUGAAUUAUGAGUAAUGCAUUGUAUUAGAGGCAUACAGGUCAAGACAGUAGGGAUAAAGGAUGGGUUUACAUUAAUUCAAUUUUCUCGGGUUAGCAAUAAUGCAACUCUCUUUUAACAUUUGAGGAUUUUGAGCACGCUGCAUUUAUUGAAUGUAGAGUGACUUAGGCAAACCCUAAAAACUAAAGCAUGCUAUUUAAUACUCGGUACAU